Messenger RNA from Paramisgurnus dabryanus, 1522 nucleotides. RefSeq lists its product as uncharacterized. The record is from RefSeq and is a predicted model, not a curated record. Lineage: Eukaryota; Metazoa; Chordata; Actinopteri; Cypriniformes; Cobitidae.
AAGUUCUCCAACUCAUACGACUAACAUGGUCGUAUGCACCUUUGCUCAAAUACGACUACCUAUAGCGUAUCAUAAAAUAGCGCCCCUACCGGCAGCGGGAGAUGUGCCACAGCCUCUUCGUCUUGAUGCAUUGUGGGUCUCUACCAUAAACGAGGAUUACAGGUGCAAAUCUAGGAACAGAACAAAUAACGCUAGAAGACAGACACCAAAGGUGAUUAACCAAAUGCCUACUCUAAAGGAUUGCUACACAUGCAGGGAAAAGAUUGGAGUAGCCAGCAAAACAUGUCCAUACUGUAGGGCCAAACAGCCAUAUAAGCAAAUGCUUGAGAAAAAAAAGAAACAGCUUUCCCAGGAAUGGAUAGACAGACAAAAAAAAAACUGCAGUGUGAACAAAAUUUAUGAUUCAACAAAUCUUCUGCUCCACAAGUGGGAACUUUUAGAGAGGUACCCAGUCCUUCUCCUUGCCAGGAGAACCUCAAAUGGUUUCUCUGCUGAAUGCUUCUGCCCAUGGAAGAAUGAGACCGAAGACACUCAGGACGCUUUUCUUACUAUAAAGAGAUUAUACGAAAGUCUUCUUAAUGUGGCUAUUGCAGAUAAAGAAGUAAACGGCAUGGGAGAAAGUUCUGUCACAAAUGGCACAGAGACUCCACCAGCAAACUCCACACCUCUGUCCACCUGUAAUGUGGCUAUUGCAGAUAAAGAAGUAUCCGGCAUGGGAGAAAGUUCUGUCACAAUCACAAAUGGCACAGAGACUCCACCAACAGACUCCACACCUCUGUCCACCUGUAAUGUGGCAAACGCAGAUAAAGCAGCAAGCAGCAUGGUAGAGAGUUCUGCAACAAACAGCACACAGACUCCACCAGCAGCCUCCACAGCAGACUCUGAUUCAGAGCUUACGCAUGAGCCUGUCACUUUUUUCCUUCCUCCUGAAUCUUCCUUUUUGGCUUCUCCUGAUUCCUUUACCACCCCCUCUCCUAUGCCUUUAUCCAUCGCUCCUCUGGUGUCCCCCCAGACUCAUCAUGUUUUCAAGUCCUCUCAGUCUAGUUCUGUAUCUUCUUCCCCGGCUUCUCCUCUGCCACCAACCUCUACCCUUUCUACCUGUUCUAAACUGUCCACUGAGCUAGGCAGUCUAAGCCCAGUAUCUUCCUCCCGGAAAAAAGGACAAAUAAAGAGGAAAGCAGACCCUAAAGAAUGCCCCAUGCAUGAAGAAUCAACCAGUUUCCCCUACAAAAAAAUAUUAAGGAAAAGAAUCAGGGAGGGCCAUACGGAGGUGUUGGUUCAGUGGCAUCCUUGCUCUGGAUGUGGGAAAAAGUGGAAGAACUCCUGGGAGCCAAGUGGAAACAUUCAGAGUUUAUCCUGAAGAUGUGUGUGUGUUUGUUGUGUGAAGAUGUGUCAUGCCUUUUAUGACAGUUACAGAGUUCUGAUAUACAGUAUGUUUGUUUUGUUUUGUUUUGUUUUGUGCUUGCUUUGUAAAGCAUAUAGUCAUUCUGUGUUGUGUGUUUGAUGACUAAACAACAUUAAA